AUGGACAAAUCAAUAGAGGUCACUCUCAGAGUAAAAACACAACAGGUUAUAGUACCGGGGCAAAAAGUCGAGGAAGAUGAACUCCCUUUACGUCGGUGGCAGAUGGAGCUUAUUAUGCUAGAUGCGAAGGCAAACGAAGUAGAGCCCACUAUCAUUUCCAAAUGCAUAUACCACUUACAUCCUAGCUUUAAAAAGCCUAGAAGAAGACUGGAUUCACUACCAUUUCUUAUUAAGGAAACUGGUUGGGGAGAGUUCAACUUGCAUAUUGAGUGUUUUUUUAUAGAUAAUGCCGGGAAAUUCAGCAUUGAACAUGACUUAACGUUUGACGAUAAUGCAUACGCAAUUGAUUAUACUGUUAAUGUUCCCUGUGGAUCUUCACCUCUCAAUAGUGAGCUAUCUAAAUACUUCAAUCUUCCGCGAAAAAUUGUGAAUCAGCAGGAACAGAUGUCGCUUCGUAUCACCGAUUUACCCUGGAUCAAAACUCUUGCACUUAUAGACGAGGACGUUAUGACAGAUGUCGUUCAGAUGAUAUUAAGCGACUCAGCGGUACAAAAGGCGGUUGAAAUGCAUCCUAGAAGAGACCAAUUUUUUAUGUUUAUAACCCAGCUACCCGAUGAAUUACUAAUGAGGAUCCAGGAGUUUUUAAAGUCACCGAAUGAUCGAACCGGUGAACAAAAGGCAACGAAUCUCAGUUCAGAUGUAACCAAUAUUUCAGCGCUUAAAGCUGAGUCAGUUAAAGGCGAGCCCUUUGAUGAAGAAGUACUUUGA
This is a messenger RNA of Saccharomyces kudriavzevii IFO 1802, 768 nucleotides long. It is a transcript of the gene SAS5, whose product is annotated as Sas5p. Gene Ontology annotation, biological process: regulation of transcription by RNA polymerase II; chromatin remodeling. The coding region runs from base 1 to 768 and encodes 255 amino acids. The transcript has a single exon. Lineage: Eukaryota; Fungi; Ascomycota; Saccharomycetes; Saccharomycetales; Saccharomycetaceae. The record is from RefSeq and is a predicted model, not a curated record. Gene Ontology annotation, cellular component: NuA4 histone acetyltransferase complex; Swr1 complex. Gene Ontology annotation, molecular function: histone binding.